UUUUUAAAUAUAUUUUUUGUUUUAACAUACAUAUAUGUAUUUGAAUAAUGAAAAAUCUUGAUAAACAUCGAUAGUCACAACGAUCUCCUUCCUAUAGUUAUCGACAUAAUACACAAAAACGUAAACAAUAAUUGCGACUUUGAGAAUAAAAAUCCACAUUAAAAUCUAUUUCAAUAUGGCUUCUGAUGGCGAGGACAUAACCAUAACUCCUACAGAAUCAAUUUCUUCAAUUACGGACACUGAAGAUGAGGAAGCCAGCGCCCAUCUUCAGUCUGAUUUAGAAUCUGAGGUAGAGGAUCCGGAUGUGGAGGAAGUGCCUGCGUCGAGUGAAGAUGCUGAUAUGGAUGAAUUAAUGCGACAACUGGAAGAUUACACACCCACUAUUCCAGACGCCUUAACGAUGCAUACUUUGCGGACUGCUGGCUUUACUACAGUAGACCCUCAAAUUGUGCGCCUCAUCUCGGUGUCUGCCCAGAAGUUUAUUUCGGAUAUUGCUAAUGAUGCCCUGCAACAUUGCAAGACAAGAACAACAAACAUACAGCACUCAAGUGGGCAUAGUUCGAAUAAGAAGAACCCCAAGGAUCGAAAAUACACGCUAGCCAUGGAGGAUCUAGUUCCUGCCUUAGCCGAUCAUGGCAUCACCAUGCGCAAACCACAAUAUUUUGUUUAGAGACUUUUUAAGGAAGCGGAUAAAUUACUAUCCGUAGUAAGUGAUUGACACAUACAUAAAUUUACAAUAUAUAUACAUUUUUAUACAAAUAAAGAUACAUAUUAUAUUUGGAAUAA
Molecule: messenger RNA, 786 nt
Organism: Drosophila ananassae
Lineage: Eukaryota; Metazoa; Arthropoda; Insecta; Diptera; Drosophilidae
Gene: Taf10
Product: transcription initiation factor TFIID subunit 10
Exons: 2
Coding region: 176-670 (164 amino acids)
Biological process (GO): transcription initiation at RNA polymerase II promoter
Cellular component (GO): nucleus; SAGA complex; transcription factor TFIID complex
Molecular function (GO): promoter-specific chromatin binding; RNA polymerase II general transcription initiation factor activity
Source: RefSeq, a predicted model, not a curated record